Molecule: messenger RNA, 1047 nt
Organism: Anopheles coustani
Lineage: Eukaryota; Metazoa; Arthropoda; Insecta; Diptera; Culicidae
Product: chromobox protein homolog 1-like
Exons: 4
Coding region: 223-759 (178 amino acids)
Biological process (GO): chromatin organization; negative regulation of transcription by RNA polymerase II
Cellular component (GO): nucleus; pericentric heterochromatin
Molecular function (GO): chromatin binding
Source: RefSeq, a predicted model, not a curated record
GGCGCAAAUUCUGGCUUCGCUGUGUAUUGUUUCUUUGAUUUCCAAGAAGUGUAAUAAGGCAUAGUGUUCAGUUGGCAAUAAACGUUGUUAAAGCUCAUUCUACCGGCAUAUCAGUGCUUACGCCUUCUGAUUUCAUAGGUUUCAGUUGGUUUUCGUCAUUCUAACCUCAGUUACCCGUAAAAGGCAAAGGUAAUAGAGCGUUGCGCUGCGGUACAGUGUAAGAUGAGCAACAAAAAGCAGAAGACGGAGGAACCGGACGAAGGGCCGGUGGAGUUUUCUGUUGAAAAGAUUUUGGACAGCCGAGUGGUUGAUGGAAAAGUUGAGUACUUCCUAAAGUGGAAGGGGUACUCUUCUGAUGAAAAUUCGUGGGAGCCGGAAGAGAACUUGGACUGUGACGAUCUCAUCCAAGCGUUUAAAGAAUCUCGGAAGAAAAAAGAAGCGAAAGAGGAUAGCUCCGGUAGAAGAAGCAAGCUCAAAGAAGCAUCGGAGGAUGGUAAAGCUGCUCCAGCAAAACGAAAACCAACGUCGGAAAAGAAACUGGGAUUUGACCGGGGAUUAACCCCAGAAGAGAUAGUAGGAGCGACUGAUCAGAACGGAAAACUUUUCUUUCUGAUGAGAUGGAAGAAUGCAGCCAAUGCAGACUUAGUGCCUGCCGAGCAAGCCAAUAUCAAAUGUCCACAGAUAGUCAUAAAGUUUUAUGAAUCACGAUUGUCUUGGCAGACUCAGGAAGCAAAAGUAGAGAGUAAUGACGAUGCAUAGUUAGCGAAUAUUUUUUUCUCUUAAUAAUUUUUUUUUCAAAAUAUGUUGCUCGACGGCCAUAGACGGUACAAACCACUAGAACUAGCUGUAAGUCGUGUAAGCAACGAAAUCUACACUCAUGUAAAAUACACAUAAUUUUUACAUAUUAAAAGAAAUAGCGAAUGAAAAUGUUUACUUUUCCGGAGUACAAAAUGCGUUCACUUUGUCGUAAAAAAAGUUUGUUAGUUUUCUAUAAUUUGUAGAAAAGAUGGAAAAAAUUAAAUGUUCGUAGACACAUUAUGCUUCAAU